Molecule: messenger RNA, 2321 nt
Organism: Cydia splendana
Lineage: Eukaryota; Metazoa; Arthropoda; Insecta; Lepidoptera; Tortricidae
Gene: Mgat2
Product: alpha-1,6-mannosyl-glycoprotein 2-beta-N-acetylglucosaminyltransferase-like
Exons: 13
Coding region: 556-2043 (495 amino acids)
Biological process (GO): oligosaccharide biosynthetic process; protein N-linked glycosylation
Cellular component (GO): Golgi stack; Golgi membrane
Molecular function (GO): alpha-1,6-mannosylglycoprotein 2-beta-N-acetylglucosaminyltransferase activity
Source: RefSeq, a predicted model, not a curated record
AGUAUUUUUUCAUCAGCAACACUGUUAAAAUUGUCAAGAGAAUGUAGGUUGAUAGGUCUUGUUUCUCCGCUACUCUGCUCCGGUUGCACACAUUUCACGAUGUUUCGAAUUUCCACACACCAUAAAACAAUUGACGAGUGACAAACAAGUUAAUUGGAAUCAUGUGACCGUGAAACAAGUGUCCACGCGGCAUAAACUUAUUUAGACUGUCUAAAAAACUGUUAUACGCACACAUAAAUAAAUAAAAUAUUACCCAAUAAUCAAUAUUUUGGUGCGACUUAGGUUCGUCAUAAACACUUGUUAUUACAAGCUUUAAGUUUUAUGACUACUAAGUGAAUAAUAGGUACUUCAUUGCGGUGUUAAGUGAUUGUUACGAUAAUAUUACAUGUGUAGAGAAGUGCCAUUUUUUUACGUAACUAGUGGUCUUGUAAUGUGAUGCUUACAACACUCGUAUCGGGGGCACAGAAAACUGUUUACAAGCGGUUUACAUGAAUCAAAAUGGCGUCGCCCGCCAUCUUGUUAACGUGAGCAGCUAGCGCCAUCUAGAAAUGUACGAUGCCGCGGAUCAAAUAUGCGACCAUCCUUCGGGUCCUGGUCAUCCUAGGGCUGUUCUGCGUGUGGCUGCAGAUCAUGGUGUCCAGCGGGCUGGAGAGGGACGGAGAAGAGCUGAUGAACGGAAACGACACGUCGGAGCAGGUGCUGGCGCUGGUGCCACAGGAGCUUCAUAAAUAUCUGACCGUCCAUCCUAGGAACAAUACUGCAAACUCAACAGACCUACCCAAGAACAUAACUGAGAUCCGCCGUGCCAUCAAACGAUACAACGACGCACAAACCAUCUACAAUGAGGACAUCUACGGCCCCGUGCUCAACGAUACCGUCAUUAUAGCCAUACAGGUCCACACGCGUCUGACCUACCUCCGCCACCUCAUAGUGUCUCUCGCGCAGGCGCGCGACAUCGAACGCACGCUGCUCGUGUUCUCGCAUGAUUAUUAUGACGAGGAGAUCAACAGCUUGGUGCGGACCAUCGACUUUACUAAAGUGAUGCAGAUUUUCUACCCAUACUCCAUCCAGACGCAUCCAAAUGAGUUUCCAGGGGUGGAUCCCAACGAUUGCCCGAGGGACGCCAAAUUCGAACAAGCAAUAAAACUGAAAUGCAACAACGCGCUGUACCCGGAUCUGCACGGACACUACAGGGAAGCCAAAUACACUCAGACCAAACACCACUGGUGGUGGAAAGCCAACAGGAUCUUCAACCAGCUGCAGUGCACAGCUUCCCACACAGGCAUGGUGGUAUUCCUCGAAGAAGACCAUUACGUGGCCGAGGAUUUCCUCCACGUGCUGAACCUCAUGAGGACCACGGCAGACAAGACGUGCCCUCAAUGCGAACUGCUCUCGCUAGGGACCUACCUCAAGACGUAUCAGUACCACGCUACUGCUGACAAGCGAAAGAAGCAGCUGACUCUGUCGUACAUCCAGCAAGUGCGGGCAGCUAACGAGGAGCGACGGAGACGGAAGAUGGAUUCGACGAGUUGGAACUAUCAGGUGUACCCGAAUUUGUACGGAUACACGCAAAAGGUGGAGAUCACACCCUGGCACUCCAGCAUUCACAACAUGGGUAUGGUCUUCAACAGGACUGUGUGGAACUCCAUCAUGUCUCUACAGGAUCAGUUCUGCGAAUACGACGACUACAAUUGGGACUACUCGUUGCUUCAUCUCUCUCAGAACAGAAAGGGACGGGAGAAGUUCAAGGUCAUGAUGUGCAAGGGCCCGAGGGUGUUCCAUAUUGGGGAGUGCGGCCUCCACCACAAGAAGUCUAACUGCAACGCUAACCUGGUCAUCAGUAAGGUCCAGAAGCUCCUGCAAACCACGAAGCACCUUCUCUACCCUAAGAGGUUGACGGCGUCCAUCAACCCUGGCGGCGCCAAGCAUAAUAAGAAGCUGGUGAAAGGCAAUGGGGGGUGGGGGGACCGAAGGGAUCAAGAGAUGUGCACGAACAUGACCAAGGUAGACCGGCAGUUGAAGAAAUACGUGUAUUUUGCAUGAAUUUGAUAAUUACAAAAAAAAAAUACGAAAUUUGAUUGGAAUUUAAGGUUUUUCGAUAAAGAGCUCAUUACGCGAUAUAAGCCGUCUCUUUAUAUUUAGUACAGUGUGAAAAGGACGGAAAGUCGCAGUGAGUAGUGCUAGUCUUUUUGACAUGAUCAAGUAGACGCUAGGCGUCAGGUUUGAGACAGAAAUAGCUCUGUCCCACUCAAGCGAAGAGAUUCGGUGAUGAAACAUGUACAUUUUUAACACACUACAGUACCUAUAUGGGGCAUUAUCUA